CGUGACCAGUGUGUCUGGUGCAGCGUAAUUCGCGUCCCUGGCUUCAUUAUCAAAUUCAUUGAUGCGCCGUAAACAAUAUCAAGUUUCCUUUCUGCUUGAUCGGGUGUCACUGAAGUGUACAAGCUUUGUCCUGAAAGACUUUAGAUGCAAAUAGCACACUCAUGUGGUUUACAUUUGUAUAUUUAUCCUUUGAUAACUGGGACGACGUGGAACCCUGAGAAAUCUGAUGAAUAUUUUUGGAAGUAAGCUUAGAGUUGUGAGCAUUAAAGCAGGAUAAAAAUCGUUGAAAACAUGGCUUCAGUGUUCAUGAAGAAAGGCGUUUUAUUCUUCAUCAUAUUGCGUUUCUUGGUCAGCGGUAUCGAGGAGUACAUGAUCUUACCCACGGCAUGGAAGUACAUUCAUUUCCUUGGGGAGAGCGAAAUAUACCUUGGUAUCGUGUUGGCGGCCUACGGUGCGGCUGUUGUUGUAUUUACACCACUUCUCAGCAAACUAACGGACAAAUACCGCUGUCCAAAGCUCAUGCUCUUGUUCUGCCAUGCGUUGCGCAUGUGCGGUAACGCCCUGUACGCGAUAUCACUAUCACCGUUCUAUGCUCUGAUUGGUCGAAUCCUGUGUGGAAUAUCUGCUGCCAGUGAUGUUCUACUGUUGGGAGAACUCGGCAGGACUACCAAAGCAAAACACAGGGCAAACGUCUUCUUUCUUUUGGAUGGAAUCUACAUUCUCGGCUGUGCGAUGGGUCCAACACUUGCGACGAUUUUUACAUUCAAUUUUAGCGUAUCUGGCUGGAAGGUGAUCCCGGAAAAUUCGUCGGGAUUUGUUCUGGCGGUGAUUUGGCUGGUAAUAUUCAUGAUAACUCUGGUUUUACCGCGAGAUUUCAGCCUAGACGAAGAGCUAAGCGAUGCUCAACUUGUUUUAACUCCCAGUGGUUUUGCGGAAUCGUUUGCCGAAGAUGCGCAGAAAACGGCCGUUGACAGGAGCCAAAUCUUGUGUCUUUUGAGUUACAUAUUCUUUAUAUGGUUCUUUUUAUCCGUGACGGGAUUUUACACCCCACUGUUUGCUUCGGAGUUGUUCAACUUCGGCCAGUUUCAUAUCAAUUUGUUGUUUGGUAAUGGACUAUUGUUACAGCUUGUUUUGUUCCUUUUCUGCUAUGUCAUAAAAGAGAAGAUAGACGAACGAUUUUUACUGUUAAUUGCGAUGUUUCUUCAAGCAGUGCCACUCAUCAUUAUGGGAACAUUUGGACUCAACUGGAGUCAUGAAUAUAUGUUUCUUUUACUGGUUUUUAUUCUGGUUGGCACCCCGCUGGUAUCGUUCACCGUGGCAAGUUCAUUGCUGUCCAAGAUCACCCAUCCGCAACUGACAGGGUACUAUCAGCGUUUGGCUUACACAGCUCAACACAUCGCGUUAUUUUUGUCCCGAAUUGUCGCUGCUUUCUUCUUUAAACGAACAUUGCUGGCAUGGCUGGGAUUGCAGCUCGGUUUUCUGUGGCUAAUGAUAACUGUUUCAUAUACACUUGUUUUCUUCAUGAAGUAUUAACAUGGAGCAAUCGCUGUAAAUAUAUAUAGACGUGUUCGUAGUUUACAGCUGUUUCGC
Molecule: messenger RNA, 1590 nt
Organism: Dendronephthya gigantea
Lineage: Eukaryota; Metazoa; Cnidaria; Anthozoa; Malacalcyonacea; Nephtheidae
Product: tetracycline resistance protein, class H-like
Exons: 2
Coding region: 292-1533 (413 amino acids)
Biological process (GO): transmembrane transport
Molecular function (GO): transmembrane transporter activity
Source: RefSeq, a predicted model, not a curated record